AUGGAUAAUGAACUUAAGCAAUUCAUCCAGCAACAGAAGGCCAGACUGAGCAAAUUAUUGCAAUUUUCUGACCUGUGGCUGGAUCAACAGACAAAAGAUCACAAGACCUAUGACCACACACUCAAGGAAAAUAUCCCUCCAUUUAAGUCGUUCACGGCACAAGGGAAAGAGGAGAGUUGUUGUCUAAGUUUACCUUUGGGUAGAGACUAUGAGAGGAAGAAACAGAAGUUACAUCAAGAGCUCCGUCUGGACUACAGACACUUCAUGGCUCAGGAGCAGAUUGCCUUUCUCAGAGCUCCUCCAGACCUCCCUGAUGUUCACUGCAGCCCCAGACCCCCGGUGCACCCGAAGAGGGUCCCCUCUAGGAGAGAGACGGCCACGCUGAUUGAAGGCAAGAGGGGGCUGCACAGGGGAGGACACUUCCUGGUGGAGGGCAGUGGGAAGGAGGACCUGAGGCCUGAGGAUGAGCUGCUCCUUCCUAGAGAGAAGGCCAGGCUGGUGAGAGUGGACUAUGACUCUGAGGAGGACCUCACAGAGGAAGAUCUGGAUCUUAUGGAGAGGAGGAGGCUCAGACAGACUGGGUCUGAGAGAGGAGAAGAGAGGAGGCGGCUAAGAAGACACUACAAAACGGACUUCAGGGACAUAUCAAGGCUCAGGGACAGGAGAGUUGAGCUGCCUGACGACUACACAGAGACGCGUCAUUAUGCAGACAGGAAGGAGACUAACGGGUCUGUUGUUCCCGAUGAGGAUUACUUAGAGGCACGCUGGGGGACAUCAUCUCUGACCCCCAAAGCCAAGCUGCAGGUACCAGCAGGGAUGAAACCCAAUGGAAGAUCCAGAUCCUCUACCAAGAAGGAUGAGCCCGAAUUUGCUACCGGACUAAUGAUUGGGGCUGCAGAUGCAGAUGCUGCCUUGCAGAGAAGGAAGGAGAGGUACAGGCAGGAGCUGCAGGAGCAGAUAGCUGAACAGCGGAGGAAUAAGAAAAGAGAGAAGGAUUUGGAGCUCAGAGUUGCUGUGACAGGGUCGACUGACCCGGAGAAACAGGCAGAUCGGAUCAAACCGCUUGGGGCAGUGAAUGGUGGCGACCAUGCCGGAAAGAGAAAUGACAGCUUGUACCCACUAGGCCAAGGUGUGGACGUACCAGGUGAUGAGUUAAAUGGGAGACCCAUUGAGGAGAGCCGAGAGAGGCUUCCCCCUGAGCAGCCCCGCGUGGCCUUCCAGUCCCCCCUGCUGGAGUACAGCCACACCCUGGGCCUCAGCAGUAGAGGCAUCUCCCCUUACAGCCAGUCCAUUCACAGGAACAUGGACACCCCCAGGAUUCCAGGUUUCCUUCCUCAUCCACCAUCCACAUUGGCAGAUGCACAUAGAAGUCCCUAUGACAAGGUCUACCUCUACCAUGGAGCAAGGAAUCCACUGGACCCUAAACCGGCCAACUAUGGUCAGAUCCCGCUGACAGGAGGGGGGCAGCCUGUGUCCUACCUGAGCCACCCUCCUCCAGGGCCUCACCCCAGCCAGACACAGCACAGCCCUCCCAGUCAGCACAGUGGGAGCAGCCAUCCAGAGCCCCCUCCACACAGACCUGCCAGUGACGCUGCCAUCAUGGGUUCAGGGAUUGGAGGAUUACCCGCCGAGCAGAUCAAGCCAUCUAAACCGCGUGUGUUAAGUUACAAGGAGGCACUGAGACAACAGAUCCAGGAUAGACAGGAGCAGCGGAGGCUGGACAGGGAGGAGAGGGAUCGGUACGAGGCCAAGCUGGAGGCUGACAUGAAGAACCACGACCCCUGGGGGAGAGGGGGAGGAGGAGCACCCCUCAGAGACAGCAGGGGCAACCUCAUCACCGAUCUGCACCAGAUGCACAAGCAUAAUGAGGAGGCCUACAUCAACCCUGAGACAUGGCAGAAGAUGGCGACAGCCACCAUGACAGUACUCCGAGAGGAGGACACCAGACCUCCCUCCACCCACAGAGUCUCCGGUUUUGUUCAGGCUCCUUUGUUUGCCAGAGGCAGUGUUUUUGGUAACCGGCCCACACCACAGCAAGUCCACGAACAGGACAAGCACAAGGCUUACCUCAAACAACAGAUUGAAGAGAAGCGGAAGAAGGAGGCAGAGGAGCGAGAGAGCCAGAGGCUGGAGGAGGAGAAGGAGGAGAAGAGGCUGUUUGAGCAGAGGGAGCGCAUCCAGAGAGAGUAUGAAGAAGAACAGGACAGGAAGAAGCGCAAGGAGAUGGAGCAAAAAGCCAAGAAUGAGCAGCUGAUCCGUCUGGCUGAGGAGCGAAAGAAAGAGGUGGAGAGGAAGAAGAAAGAGGCAGAGGAGAAGGAGAACUCUGCCCUGAAGAAGCAGUAUGAGAAGGAGAGACAAGCACGUCUAGAGGAGGUACCAAGGGAGCCGUCUCCCCCCAUCCCCACCCUCCGGAAGAGGUAUCAGGCUCCCCAGUACACCCCCAGACCUCCGUCCAUGGACAGCCGCCGCUCUACUGCCGUCUCCCUGUCUGAGCAUUCUCUAUCAGGGCUCCAGUCCCCUCCAGUUCCAGCCCGCUGGAACCAGCUGAGAGCUGCCGAAGACCAGCGGGGUGUGAUCAGUGAACUGUCGGUGCUGCGCAGACAGCUGCGUAGCGAGCAGAAACGCCUGGAGGUCCAGCUACUGCAGUCAGAGUGGGAGGAGCUGGGCUCACCUAUGAGUGAUAGGCUCAGGGACAGGCCCCAGGUGGAUGUGUUUGACAUGGCCAGACUGCGGCUGCAGGCCCCUGUCAGGAGACCCUCCUCCAGGAACACAGAGCCCUACCUGCAUAGGAUCCAUGACUCGCUACAGCUCCGAUACAGAGAUGUUGAUUCCAGAGAGGAGGAAGGUCAUGGUUACUGUGAGCCCCUUAGGGACCGAGCUGGACAGAGGGUGGACAUCCAGAGACGGGCUGGUUACAGGGUGCAGCAGCGCAGGAUCAACAGCCUGAGAGAACCUGUUGACGAUCCCAUGAGGGAAACCUUUCCAGUGCCCCCCACACCUGAGCAGAAGCCCCAGCUCUCAGCCAGGGAGAGGAGGCGGCUGGCCAAGAGGGCAGACCUGCACAAUGAGCGGGUGUGCUUCAGAGAGCCUGUGGACCAGCCAGAGAACUUCUCCCACCAGUCAGAGACCAGUCUCAACACUGAGCAGCAUGGCAGAGGGCAUAACCACCAUAGGACCAAGAGGCUGCCGGCUAUGAGCCGCGGAACAGCAGACCUGUCUAGCGAUGAAGAUGCGUCUCUGCAGGUUUCCCCUUGUGCCCCAGAACCCCGGGGCUCAGUGGAUAUGGUUGCCAUGGAGCCCUGGAUCAGACCAGGCACCUCAGAGACUCUGAAGCGCUUAAUGACCGGUCAGACCCCCCCCCCGAAGGGAGAGGCUGACCAGCAGAGAGUCUGCCGUCCAGGACUGGGAAAGCCCCUCUACCCAUCAUAGCUAACCUUACACACACACACCCUCAGGUUGUACUAUUGAUAUUACAGUUUUUCUGCGCAAAAAAUAAUAACACAAACAUUAGUGCAGACAAACUCAGUUGUAUUGCAACUGUUGUCAAACGCUUUGUACAUCAGCUGUACAACCGAGUGUUUAGGGGGCCUACGUUUCUACACUGCCAUCACUUGAUGCAUCUACGUCAGUGGUCAUGAAGACACAGUAUCUCCUCAACACAGAAGGCUCAUCUGCUUUCGCUUCUAGAUUGAUGUUGACUAACUUAGCCCUGUGCUUUUGUAUCAUGGUAUACCUCUGAAAAUGCCUCUUGUUAAUUUGCAAUGCAGAAUUAAGCUUCUUGUGAAAAACGCAUAGAUUGUACCUUCAUGAAAAAUAUGCAGAUAUUCUGAGAAUGGUAGGCAACUCCAUUCCUAUAAGGACUGUGUGCAGGCAUUUUCUCCAGUCAAACACUAUUGAAGUUGAUUAGUUAAACCUGCCUGUUGCCAUCCUCUGAAAGGUGUAUUAGAAAGUGAUCUAGGGUUGCCUUAGCCUGAUGUCCUGAACUGUUCCAAAGACUCAUAUUUAUUCAUUGUAUAAUAAUGGCACUACCUUUUAAUGUACAUUGUGUUAAUGGCAUGUUUUAAAAUAUGUGAAAAUGUGACCUCAUUUUCAACCUAAUUAAAUUAUUUUAGAUAA
Oncorhynchus masou masou (cherry salmon) is the source of this 4116-nucleotide messenger RNA. It is a transcript of the gene cspp1b, whose product is annotated as centrosome and spindle pole associated protein 1b. The transcript has 24 exons. The coding region runs from base 1 to 3429 and encodes 1142 amino acids. NCBI's taxonomy places the organism in Eukaryota, Metazoa, Chordata, Actinopteri, Salmoniformes, Salmonidae. Gene Ontology annotation, biological process: positive regulation of cytokinesis. The record is from RefSeq and is a predicted model, not a curated record. Gene Ontology annotation, cellular component: spindle pole; microtubule; centrosome.